GCUUCCUUUCCGACCCUACUCCGCAUCCCUCAUCUAUAUACCCCGGCUAGUGAGCCUAAACGAGUUACGCGACCGAAACCCUCAACCCUUCUCCGAGAGCGCCGCUGGACGAUAUUCAAAUAGGCGGAAUAUUACCGACCUCGAAAGAUAUAGAAACUCUAGAUGGCAUCUCCACAAGGGGGCUACCCUCCCCAGGAAGGGUACGGACAGCAGCCCGUGGCCUAUGGAGCCCCUGUUCAGCAGCCCGGGGAAGCUCCUGCUCCACAAGUCCACACCGGAGGGAGAAAGAAGAGAGCAUAUGCUGGAGAGGCCUUCGAGAUCGGUUCUGGUGCUAAUGCUGCUCUCGGCGGGCAGCCACCAGCCGGCGGUGCCUAUGGCGCAUACCCCCCUCAACAGCCUGCCUACGGAGCCGAUCCGUCGCAGAUGGCCCAAGGAUAUGCUCCGCCAGUUGCUCCGGGAGUCGCACAGAUGACCCAGCAGUUUGGUGCUAUGGGUGUAACGGAUCCUCAUCUUAUGCCGCCCCAGCAAGCGCCCCAGGCUCCCCAGGCUCCCCAGGCUCCGCGGGCAGUCCCUCUCAACCAGCUCUACCCAACCGACUUGCUCACCCAGCCAUUCAAUGUUGCUGAGCUCGAUUACCCGCCUCCUCCCAUCGUUUUGGCCCCUGGGACGAGCGUUUACCCCUCUCCUUAUGCGAACUGCCCUCCCAAAUACGUGCGCUCCACACUAAAUGCCGUCCCGACAACACACUCGCUGCUGAAGAAGUCAAAGCUUCCGUUUGCUCUCGUGAUUCAACCUUAUGCUGCCCUUCAUGACGCGGAAGACCAGGUUCCUGUCAUUCCAGACCAAGUCAUCUCUCGUUGCCGUCGCUGCCGAUCCUAUAUCAACCCCUUCGUGACGUUCCUUGACCAUGGACACCGCUGGCGUUGUAAUAUGUGCAACUUGACGAACGAUGUACCGCAGGCAUUUGAUUGGGACGCAACUCUCCAAAAGCCAGCAGACAGGGCUCUGAGGCCCGACCUCAACCAUGCAGUGGUAGAAUUUGUCGCCCCUCAGGAAUACAUGGUUCGCCCUCCGCAGCCGCUUGUUUACCUCUUCCUGAUCGAUGUGAGCUAUGCAUCGGUCACUAAUGGGCUUCUGGCAACGAGUGCUCGGUGCAUCAAGGAAAGCUUGGACCGGAUUCCCAAUGCAGACCGUCGGACAAGGCUCGGUUUCAUUGCUGUUGACUCCAGCCUUCAUUAUUUCAGCAUCCCCAGGGAUGGCUCGGAGACUUCCGAUCCACGGAUGUUGGUCGUCAGUGAUUUAGAUGAGCCUUUCCUUCCAAUUCCUGGUGACCUGCUGGUAACUCUUAGCGAGUGCCGUGAGAAUAUCGAGGUCUUUCUCGACAAGCUGCAGGAGAUGUUCCAAAACACGCAGAACAACAGUUGCGCGAUGGGGUCAGCCCUCCGUGCUGGGUACAAACUUAUUUCGCCCGUUGGAGGCAAGAUGACCGUUCUCACCUCGUCUUUGCCUAAUGUUGGCCAUGGCGCUUUGACUAUGCGGGAAGAUAAGAAAGUUCUGGGAACAAGCAAGGAGAGCAGCCUACUUCAAACCGCGAACAGCUUCUAUAAGAGUUUCGCAGUCGAGUGCUCCAAGGCACAAGUGUCUGUGGAUAUGUUCCUGUUCUCAUCUCAGUACCAAGACGUUGCGUCACUUAGCAACCUUCCCAGGUACACAGGUGGUCAGACAUACUUCUACCCUGGAUGGAAUGCCGCCCGCAGUGAAGACGCAAUCAAGUUUGCGCGCGAAUUCUCUGACUACUUAUCCUCCGAAAUUGGCCUCGAGGCUGUGCUCCGAGUCCGUGCUACCACUGGUCUCCGAAUGAGCACCUUCUACGGUAACUUCUUCAACCGUAGCUCUGAUCUUUGUGCUUUCCCAGCCUUUCCCCGUGACCAGGCGUACGUUGUUGAAGUUGCAAUCGAUGAGACUGUCACAAAGCCUGUUGUCUGCCUUCAGACGGCGGUGCUCCACACGACCUGCAACGGCGAGCGUAGGAUCCGAGUCUUGACUCUGGCGCUGCCAACCACACAAAACCUAGCGGACGUGUAUGCGUCGGCAGAUCAGCAAGCCAUUGCUACCUUCUUCAGCCACAAAGCCGUUGAACGGACACUCGGAAGCGGGCUGGAGCAAGCUCGAGAAGCCCUGCAGGCGAAGGCUGUGGAACUGCUCUCAACCUAUCGAAAGGAACUUGCAGGUGGAAGCGUCGGUGGCGGCGGUCUUCAGUUCCCUGCUAACCUUAGAGGCCUCCCUGUUCUUUUCCUCGCAUUGAUCAAGAAUCUCGGCCUUCGCAAGUCGGCGCAAAUACCGACGGAUAUGAGAUCCGCAGCUCUCUGCUUACUAUCAACUCUUCCCCUCCCUCUUCUCAUCCAAUACAUUUAUCCGAAGAUGUACUCUCUUCAUGACAUGCCCGAUAACGCCGGUUUGCCUGAUGAACAGACUGGCGAAAUCGUCCUACCGCCCCCCAUCAACCUGUCAUCUGAGCGGAUAGUCCCUUACGGCCUUUAUCUCAUCGAUGACGGUCAGACUCAGUUCCUGUGGGUUGGUCGCGACGCUGUGCCACAGCUUCUACUCGACGUCUUUGGCCUACCAGAUAGGUCGCAACUCCGGGUUGGCAAGCAGAAUCUCCCUGAGCUGGACAAUGACUUCAAUGGACGGGUCCGAGCCGUGGUGGAGAAGAGCCGGGAUCAUCGAUCAAAGGGGGUUGGCAGCAUUGUGGUGCCACACUUGUAUGUGGUCAAGGAGGAUGGAGAGCCUGGUCUUCGUUUGUGGGCGCAGACGAUGCUGGUGGAGGACAGAGCUGACCAGGGUGUCAGCCUGGUGCAAUGGAUGGGCUCACUGCGGGAGAAGGUUUGA
Messenger RNA from Aspergillus nidulans FGSC A4, 2889 nucleotides. RefSeq names its product COPII subunit SEC24. NCBI's taxonomy places the organism in Eukaryota, Fungi, Ascomycota, Eurotiomycetes, Eurotiales, Aspergillaceae. Gene Ontology annotation, molecular function: zinc ion binding. Bases 163 to 2889 code for a protein of 908 amino acids. The record is from RefSeq and is a predicted model, not a curated record. The transcript has 4 exons. Gene Ontology annotation, cellular component: cytoplasm; endoplasmic reticulum exit site; Golgi membrane. Gene Ontology annotation, biological process: intracellular protein transport; endoplasmic reticulum to Golgi vesicle-mediated transport.